UUAUCCUCAUCCUCUAAACCAAUCUACCACUUCUGAACCAUGUGCCACUACAGCAGCUACUAUGGAGGCCGAGGCCAUGGCCACGGAGGUAUCAAUGGACUGGGCUAUGGCCAUGGCGGCUUUAGUGGCCUGCGAUAUGGCCAUGGAGGUGUCAAUGGCUAUGGCUUCCACCAUAGAGGCUUCAAUGGCUUGGGCUAUGGCUAUGGGUGUGGAGGUGGCAGCUCCCACAGACUGGGCAACCAUUAUGGCUUUGGAGGCUAUGGAUAUGGUUCUGGCUAUGGAAACCACAGAUACGGUUACUUCCAUCCCUCAUCUUUUGGGAGAUAUGGCUUCUCCAGCUUCUACUGAAGAGUGAAAUUAUUCCUUGGACCAUUGGAUCCUCACAUGUCAACUGCUCUGCUGAAUUCUCAAUAAGCCGUGUACAUCAACAGAGGCUGCCUGAUGAAGUUUCUUCAAGAUCAAGACUCAUUUCUGAAAAAGAAAUUCCAGAAUCAAGAGACAACCCACAAGGGGAACCCUUCCCAUUCCAUCCGGAAUCUUACUUUUCAAGUUACUAAUCUCUUUCUUUCCUUCCAUUAUAACAAUGUAGU
Molecule: messenger RNA, 590 nt
Organism: Peromyscus leucopus (white-footed mouse)
Lineage: Eukaryota; Metazoa; Chordata; Mammalia; Rodentia; Cricetidae
Product: keratin-associated protein 19-1-like
Exons: 1
Coding region: 40-348 (102 amino acids)
Source: RefSeq, a predicted model, not a curated record